GAGAGUGGAAUUGACUGUUUUCUUUCCAGAAAGCAGCAUACAGGGACAGUGUUUCUACAGAGGGCUUGUGAGCGUGAUCACUCAGACAUGGAGAAGAGGGACAGUUCAGAUCUUGCAUAUUUUGUGCAACGAGAAGUUCUGGAUGAAUUACGUCUGGAUGAAGUGGCACAAAAAAGACCCACAAGCUGCACAGAGCCGACCAUUUGUGAACAAGUGAAAGAUUCUCUGAGGUGUUCAGUGCCGAGGCUGAAGCAGAUGGUGCUGAGUAUCAUCCCCAUUCUCUCCUGGCUACCUCACUACCCCAUCAAGGAAAACGCCAUUGGGGAUCUGAUCUCUGGCUGCAGUGUGGGCAUCAUGCACCUGCCACAAGGCAUGGCAUAUGCUCUUCUUGCUUCCUUACGCCCAGUGUUUGGCUUGUACACCUCCCUAUACCCAGUGCUUGUCUACUUCAUCUUCGGUACGUCCAGGCACAUCUCUGUAGGUACAUUUGCUGUUGUCAGCAUCAUGAUCGGCAGUGUUACGGAGAGGCUUGCACCAGACGAUGACUUCAGGAAAAAUAGCACCAAUGGAACAGGAAUGGUGGACUUCGAUGCACGGGAUGCAUUCAGAGUACAAAUAGCAUGCUCGCUUACGGUCCUAGCAGGAAUUUUUCAGAUCCUGUUGGGUUUGGUGAGGUUUGGCUUUGUGGUAACCUACCUGUCAGAGCCCCUGGUCCGUGGCUACACCACAGGGUCAGCAUGCCAUGUAGCGACAUCCCAACUCAAGUACCUGUUUGGGGUCACACCGGCUCGUUUCAGUGGGCCUCUCUCACUUAUUUAUACUGUGGUGAAUAUUUGCUCAUUGCUACCUCAGACGCUGAUACCAGAGCUGGUGGUCAGCCUGGUGGCACUCGCAGUUCUUAUUGUGGUCAAAGAGUUAAAUGCUUGUUACAGACAUAAGCUGCCUCUGCCCAUCCCUAUAGAGCUUGUAGUUGUCAUAGCAGCAACCAUCAUCACUCAUUUUUGUGAGCUUCCUUCUAAAUACAACAUAGACGUGGUUGGAGAGAUACCCAGUGGGCUGAAGGCGCCUGUCGCUCCAGAUGCAAGCAUGUUUUCAAAUGUGAUAGGCGACGCGUUUGCCGUGGCUAUUGUGGGCUACGCCGUCAACAUUUCCCUGGGCAAAACGUUUGCCCUCAAACACGGCUACAAAGUUGACAGCAAUCAGGAGCUGGUUGCUCUGGGGCUCAGUAACACAGUCGGUGGCUGCUUUCAGUGUUACGCAGUCACUUCCUCCUUGUCCCGCAGUCUUGUGCAGGAGAGCACAGGCGGGAAGACACAAGUUGCUGGCGUCAUUUCAUCCGUCAUUGUGCUGAUCACUGUUUUAAAAAUUGGUGCAUUCUUUGAAGAUCUCCCAAAGGCUGUCCUAUGCACAAUUGUGUUUGUGAAUUUGAAGGGAAUGUUUCAGCAGUUCAUGGAUGUGCCGAUGUUAUGGAAAACCAACAAGGUUGAUUUGCUGGUGUGGCUGGUAACGUUCAUGUCUACCAUCCUGCUGAACCUGGACAUGGGUCUGGCUGUCUCUGUUGGCUUUUCCAUGCUCGCUGUCAUCCUCAGAACACAACGGCCACACUACUCCAUCCUUGGCCAAGUGGCCGGCACCGACCUGUAUCUGGAUAAAGAGACCUACAAGGAGGCCAAAGAGAUUCCAGGCAUUAAAAUCUUUCGAUCAUCAACGACUAUCUACUAUACCAAUGCUGAGAUGUUCCUGGAGGCUCUGCAGGAGAAAAGUGGGAUUGAAAUGAGCAAACUGCUGACAGCAAAGAAGAAAGAAGAUGCGAAGCUGAAGCAUAAAGAGGAGAAAGAGAAAAAGAAAGCGAAAAAGGAGGCAAAGAAACAAAUAAAAGAAAAGGACAGCCACCUGCCUGGACAGUUCUCUCAGAAUGACUUGCAGAUGAAUGACUGGAACAUGUCUGAUGAGGUGGAGGAGGCGCACAGUCAGAAGAACAGCGUGAUAUUAAGUCUGACGGAAACACACAAAAACAGCUUCAGUCAAGGCCACGUCAACUGGGCUUAUAUGCACAAUACAGCCGCCUCAGACUCAGACUCAGAUACAGGUUACCAUGGUGAUAGCAGCAUCAACCGGGUCACAUAUGAUGAGGAGGUGGGAAAGGACACCGGACCAGAUAUACACAGCAUCAUCUUGGACAUCUCGACAACCAGCUUUGUUGACACUGCCACUGUGAAAAUCCUAACAAAUAUCUUCAGAGACUUUGGAGAGAUUGAUUUGGACAUCUACCUGGCAGGCUGCCAAGGUUGUGUCAUGGAACAGCUGGGAACAGCGGGUUUCUUCUCAGAGUCCAUCCCAAAAAGUCGGGUGUUUGUCAGCAUCCACGACGCAGUACUUCACAUUCUGAAGACCAUGAGGCAGAGGGACUGUGCACUGGACGUUCCCUGCAUCACCCAGAUGUGACCAGCAGGUGUCAGACUGAUGCAGCACUCGCUAGAGUCCCUUUACACAGAGAGUAGCGACAUGAUGAACCAAAAAAAAAAAAUGGUUACCCGACUCGUGCCAUCUUGGGACCAAAUUCGUGUUUGCUGUUAAGCUAUCUACGUGUAUAUCCAGUUUUUAAAUUUGAUUUAUUUAUUCACUGAAAAUGCCGGGUUGUUGUGAAUUUGGAUGCACAAGUAGACAUAACAAGGGGUUCAAUAUGUAUAGAUUCCCUCCAGAUCCUAACAGAUGAAAAAUUUGGG
Molecule: messenger RNA, 2726 nt
Organism: Thalassophryne amazonica
Lineage: Eukaryota; Metazoa; Chordata; Actinopteri; Batrachoidiformes; Batrachoididae
Gene: slc26a6l2
Product: solute carrier family 26 member 6
Exons: 19
Coding region: 88-2445 (785 amino acids)
Biological process (GO): transmembrane transport
Cellular component (GO): membrane
Molecular function (GO): chloride transmembrane transporter activity; secondary active sulfate transmembrane transporter activity; oxalate transmembrane transporter activity
Source: RefSeq, a predicted model, not a curated record